Molecule: messenger RNA, 467 nt
Organism: Fopius arisanus
Lineage: Eukaryota; Metazoa; Arthropoda; Insecta; Hymenoptera; Braconidae
Gene: RpS27A
Product: ribosomal protein S27A
Exons: 2
Coding region: 108-452 (114 amino acids)
Biological process (GO): modification-dependent protein catabolic process; protein ubiquitination
Cellular component (GO): nucleus; cytoplasm
Molecular function (GO): ubiquitin protein ligase binding; protein tag activity
Source: RefSeq, a predicted model, not a curated record
GAUGGAUUUUUCAGGAGGAAGUGGAAGAUGUAGUGGUUGUGGGGUUCGUGGACGAUCUUUUCGCUGCCGCAUGGUGUGACUGCAGUCACUAUUGACACAGUUUCAACAUGCAGAUCUUUGUUAAAACCCUAACGGGGAAAACCAUCACCCUCGAGGUAGAGGCUUCCGACACAAUCGAAAAUGUCAAAGCCAAAAUCCAGGACAAGGAGGGAAUUCCCCCAGACCAACAGAGGCUGAUCUUCGCUGGUAAGCAGCUCGAAGAUGGACGCACUCUCUCUGAUUACAACAUUCAGAAGGAAUCAACACUUCACUUGGUACUGAGAUUACGUGGUGGUGCCAAGAAACGCAAGAAGAAGAAUUAUUCAACACCAAAGAAGAUCAAGCACAAGAAGAAGAAGGUCAAGCUCGCUGUCCUCAAGUUCUACAAGGUAUGGUAUUUCCUCCCUCCAUGAUGACCACAUUUUCAC